AUGGGGCAGAGGCAGGCCGCUCCUCCGACUCCAAGUCCGGAGCUUGCAGGCCAAGAACAGCAGGAGUGGUGGCCUGGUCAUGGUCGAGGACGAGGAGGCUGGAACAGUGGAAAAGGAGGUGGAAGAUGGGCUGGAGGCGGAGGCGGAGGUAGAGGACGGAUGUGGCAGGGGAAGAGCCUCGUUGCAAAGGUCAGAAAGGAUGUGAAGCUGCCCGAGGGUCAACCAGACUUGGGGUUUCAAUGGAGGCAUGUCGGAGACGGCAACGCCCCCCGCCUCACAUCUGUGGCCCGGUCCUCCUUCGUCGGAUCGGUGGCCAAGGUUGGUGACUGCUUGCUGCGUGUCAACGGCCUGGACAUGGCGAUGAUGACCGAGAAGCAAAUCACGGAUCUCCUGAAACAGCGACCGCUGGAGUUGCGCUUCGGAGACGAGUAG
Molecule: messenger RNA, 432 nt
Organism: Symbiodinium sp. CCMP2592
Lineage: Eukaryota; Dinophyceae; Suessiales; Symbiodiniaceae
Source: the annotation of a GenBank genome assembly